Molecule: messenger RNA, 3521 nt
Organism: Xiphias gladius (swordfish)
Lineage: Eukaryota; Metazoa; Chordata; Actinopteri; Istiophoriformes; Xiphiidae
Product: espin-like protein
Biological process (GO): actin filament bundle assembly
Cellular component (GO): cytoplasm
Molecular function (GO): actin filament binding
Source: RefSeq, a predicted model, not a curated record
CACUCACUGUAAUCCACCAUGCUUUGGUUCUGACUUCUCCCGUUACUUAAGUUUCCGUGCUGCCCUCAACUCCCCCAUCUCCAGUGAAGCGUGAGUGCGUGUGCCAGCAUAUGGUCACUGCCACACAAAGGAGAGCAGUAGGCCACGAAUGCUGCGCCUCCACCCGUCUUUCAUUACCUUUCUGUCUCGUUGGCUCUGCCCCCCUCCCCUCUCCCCAACGGCCAUGCCGGCCACCUGGCUGGUGCUAGGGUGUCGCUUUCCUGGCUCGGGGGAAGGCAAAGAGGUUUUUUCUUAUUGUAGGGGGAGUUUGUGUGCAUUGGAAACGUGAUGGUAACCUUCUGGGAUCCAAAGAGCUCCAGCGAGCUUGUUCUGUGUGCCAUAACCUACUCCUAGCAGCCGGGGAUGGUGCUUCAUCUGGCCAUCCAGGCGGCUCGAGCAGGGGAUCUUGCAACCCUGAGGGAGCUUGCGUCCUGUGGUCACCUCUCACCAGACAUCGCCGAUGCCCAAGGUGCCAGCCCAGUGCACCACGCGGCCAGGUGUGGACGCCUGGAGUGCCUGCAGUUCCUGGUGAGUGAGCUGGGUCUGGCAGCCGAUCCCCGGGCCUUGAACAGGGCCACGCCGGCACAUGAUGCAGCAGCUACUGGCCACCUUCGGGAGCUGCGGUGGCUGGUGGACCAGGCAGGCUGCAACAUCGAGGACAGGGAUGCCGCUGGUGCCACAGCCCUUCACCUCGCAGCUCGCUUUGGUUGUGUGGAGGUCAUUAAGUGGCUGCUCUCUGUUGGAGGAGCGGCAGAGGCGGAGACAAACUGUGGAGCAGUUCCCGCUCACUACGCUGCAGCCAAAGGGGACCUCGCCUGUUUAAAACGACUCGUUGGGCAGGCACCUGGGUGUGUGAACCACCAGACAGGUAUCGGUGCUACCCCGCUGUACUUGGCCUGCCAGGAAGGGCAUCUGCAUGUUGUAGAGUACCUCGUGAAGGACUGGGGGGCGGACGUCCACCUGAGGGCUCACGAUGGCAUGACCUGCCUGCAUGCUGCUUCUCACAUGGGCCACCAAGCUGUGGUUCUGUGGCUGCUGACCUGUACUGAUGUCAGCCCGGCCUGCCAGGACAGGGAUGGAGCGACUGCUAUGCACUUUGCUGCCAGCGGGGGGCACUGUCGCAUCUUGGAGAGGCUGCUUCACAUGGGUUCAAAGGUCAUCAAGGAUUACUGGGGAGGGACCCCACUUCAUGAUGCUGCAGAGAAUGGAGAGCUGGAGUGCUGUAAAAUCCUGUUAGUCAAUGAAGCGAACCCCUCAGAUCAAGAUAUCGAUGGGUUCACAGCGGCAGACCUGGCAGAGUACAACGGACACUGUGAAUGUGCCAGAUAUCUCCGCGCCAUGGAGAAAAUCACACUCUGUGCAGAUAAGCCCACGGAGGUUUUCCCUCCACUGGAGGAAGAGAGGCCUACUGUGUUAUUGCAGCGCAGCAGGGAGGACUACUACGGCUGCCUGAGUGACACAUGCAGUAACACACCCAUGGAUAGUUUGAAGCAACCUGAGAGUGAGGAGUCCCCGCAGGCCCGAUACCCUCAGCCUCCUCCUGCACCUCUUUUAGCUUCAGCUUCAUCCACAACUGCCCAGCCACAGAAAACCACUGUCAGCAGAAUAGAGCAGGUUCAAAUUGCAACAUCUGUUAUUAAAGGUUUCAAUCAGCCCAAGUCCGCUGGGAGUAGGAUAAAUGUCUCUGCUGAUAAGACAAUGUUGCCUGAUGCAAACCUCCUGGCGGAAAGAAAACUUCUUGGGGACAUGAAGUCCAUUAACUCUUUGAAGCAAUCGGGGAUAUCAGGAAUCUUCACUGGACAAGCAAAUAAAAUGGUAGUCCUGCCAACUGAAGAGGCCAACCUGUCGGACAUCGACUACCUGGUGCCCACCCAUGACGAGAGAGGCCGUCCCAUUGCUGAGUGGAAGAGGCAAGUCAUGGUGAGACAGCUACAGGCCAGGCUGCUGGAUGAGGAGGAUCAGAGGAGGAAGGAAAAUGGGAACAGAUAUGCCAAAGUCAGCUGGAGGUACUCCCAAGCCCACAAUGCCAUCCUGGGGCCCUCUGGUGAGCUGCUUACUGAGGAUGACCUCAUCUAUCUGGAGCAGCAGAUUGCCAACGUCUCCAUGCAGAGGAACUGUGAAGGCUACGAGCUGGAGCUGGCUCGUCUAGCCGAGGAGCUGAGGCACAUCCUGCCAGCACCCAUCGUCAACAUCACCGUCAACACACAGUUCCGAAACUUCACAAGUCAAGUUCCUCUACCUCUGUGGUGCGGCCGCAUCUCAGGCAUCGUAAAGAGCAUGUCCCUGCUCAUGACCAACCUGACAGACCAGCCCUACUGCAAGAUGCCCAACACUGACCUGAUCACAGUGUUCUCUCAGACCCCAGACAGACAGAACUCCACCAGAGGACGCAGGGAGAGGAUAGAGGAUGAAAUCCAUCAGUUUGGAGUGUCUGUGAGGACUCUGAAGUCAAAUUUUGAAACACAGAGCUCACCUUUGUCAGAUGAGCCAGAGGAAGCUGUUGUGUUAAGUUCUUCCACACAGCUUGAGGCCACAGAUUCAGACAAACAGCCUAAAGUCUUGAAUCCAGCCCAAGAAACAGACCAGAACAGUGACUCUGGCAUUGACUAUGAUGAAAAUCUUGCAGGUGUUCUGGAAACCACCAGCCUUAGAAAAGAGCGUAUAGUUGUGCUGUUCUUAGGCCACUGGAAGAAAUCUACCUACACUGUGACACUGAAGAGCAAGGAUGCAGCAGAGAGGAAGGUGAGUGGCGGCAACCCAGGGAUGGGUGACAAAUCGGGGUCAGAUCAUAGAGGCAGCGUGGAGAGCGCCCAGUCAAAGAUGAUGAACAGUUCUCUGGGACACUUCUUCAAGCAGAGGAGUGCUGUCAACAAGAUGCUGGGAAACUGGAGGAGCAUGAUCUCUAGUGUCCCAUCCAGACAGAUUCGCAGGCUCCACAGGCAGAAAGCCCUCUACUCCCCAGAGCAGUUCCUACCUCGUCUGCAUGGCGCCUCUGUGGAGUAUGACAACCUGACCUUGGAUCUCUUCAUGCUGGGCUACUUUCACAUCCUGGAGUUGGAGCUGCCUGUAGAUGAACGCAAAAUGAGGCACCUGCUAUGUUUCGAGGUGUUCGACCAUGUCGGGGGGUUUCCCUGGGAGUUGGUCAGGGACUUUCAUAAGGCUGUCAUACAGGACAUUGAGGCUGGAAACCGUGAGUGGAAGGACGGCUUUGAGGACAUUAAAGUAAAGUUCUUUGGAAACACCGGGAACCAGUCUGAAAGCUGUGCAGAAGGUGUAAAAGAUAGCCUCCCAGAGGUCAGACAGGUCCCUAAAGUCAUUGUACAGACACCUACGCCCGAUGAGGGAACACUCUACAGUGGCACUGACAUUUCCAGUUUUAGCAAUGAAGAGAUUUGCAAAUACAUUGACCGUAGUUUUGCUUUUUGGAAAGAAAAAGAGGCAGAGAUUUUUGAUUUUGAGUAGUUUCAUGUGUCAUUUUUUUG